Lucilia cuprina (Australian sheep blowfly) is the source of this 5132-nucleotide messenger RNA. RefSeq names its product ras guanine nucleotide exchange factor Q (gene jumu). Gene Ontology annotation, biological process: regulation of transcription by RNA polymerase II. The coding region runs from base 512 to 3112 and encodes 866 amino acids. The transcript has 3 exons. The record is from RefSeq and is a predicted model, not a curated record. NCBI's taxonomy places the organism in Eukaryota, Metazoa, Arthropoda, Insecta, Diptera, Calliphoridae. Gene Ontology annotation, molecular function: DNA-binding transcription factor activity, RNA polymerase II-specific; transcription cis-regulatory region binding.
CUAGCAAGAGCAGAGAGUGGUUGUGUUUAGUGUAUUGGUCGUGUGUUUUGUUUUCAAUUCAAAGUAUCAAAUGAUAACUAAAUAUUUCUUUUCUAAAUAAGUACGAUACCUUUGGCGGCAAAAAGAAACGGUUUUCAUGGAAAUUGUGUUGCAGCUGGCACUAAACUAGUUUAAGAAUAUCGAAGAAAAAGUUUGUUUUUUUGCCGGUAAAUUUCGGUGUUGCUAGAGAACUAGAGGUUGCGCGCAAUUAAUUAUUUACGUGUGUGUUUGAAUACAAAAGUACAUACAUACAUUUUUUUGUAUUUGUUUGCUUUUAACAAAGACAAAAAGCAAUGUAAUAAAGAAGAAAAGACAAAAAAGCACACCGCCGUCGUCAUUUAAAAAAGCCAUUUUACUAACAUUGUAAAUAAAAUACGGCAGAUUCAAAUAAAAAGUAAUAUUACAAAUUUGCUGCUUGUUUUAAAAUAAAAGGAAGUAGGAAUUGGUCAAGUUAAAGUAAAAGAAGAAUACCAUGUUUGAAUUGGAGGAGUAUGCAGGUGGAUUUCAUGAUGGAUUCCUUAAUAAAUAUGCGGAUUCAUCUGGUCCUACUUUGGAUUUUUACAUAUCAGAUUCGCUGCAGGAUAUGCUUGAUAUAGAUAUACGAAGUGAGGUUGCGAAUGUAGUGGGGAGUGUAAAUGACUAUGAGAGCUGCCUGGGAGAUCUACCAACAUCACUUGAACAUGCCACAGAUUCAUUAUCUCUUUUAAAUAGCAAUUGCAGUAAUACAGCAAAAGAAAGCGGAAGUAUAGGCAGCAGUUGGAAUACAUCAUCCGCCUUUGGCUUAGGUUCAUCAAAUUCCUCCUCAUCGUGGUUUGGGGCAAGCAAUGAUUUUCUUGCAGAUGUUGGAGCAUGUGUUAAUCCUAUAUCAGUAAUGCCCUUAAUAUCAUCAUCCUUGAUACACAUGUCCCCAAAAACAAAUCUUAAUGCAAAUAUACUGCGAAGCAAUUCUCCACCACCGCCGUCACCCAAUGUAAAUGAUACCAAGUCUCAUUUGACUUUCUCGCCCGCUCAUAUUAAGAUCAGCGCGCAUUCCAUACGAAAUGAGCAAAUUACAUCUCACAUACCAAAGCAGAUAGUGGCCAUUUCAUCAGCGGUAACAUCGGCUACAACAGUUCCAGCAACUCUGGCGACGAAUUCCGUACUGCAGCGCAAAAAUGCUGCCGUUGAUGCCAUUCGAAAAGAUUUGGGAGCAGACUUAAGAAAAGUCGUACCCAUAUCAUCGGCCAGUGAAAAUAUAUUAUUUAAAACUGCUACAUCAACGUCGACUAAUAGUGCAGGUAAUACUAAUAGUGUUACAUCAUCAAAAACAUCCAAUACGACAUUUUCGGGUAAUAGUUCUUCUGCCAAUCAAACCGCUAAUAAUAAUAACAGCAGUACAUUAAAUGGAGGGACUACAUCAUCAAGCACUAUAAAGUUAGGUCCUGGUAUUGGCGGAUUAACAUUUGCCAAUAACAUUACCUACAACAAGUUGAAGCAACAGUCAAAUUUAAAAUCGUCAACAGCUUCAGCUUCCACAUCCGCUACGAUAACGUCAAACGGCACAAUAGUUCUAAAGCGUGAACGUGAAUCUAGUCCUAUGCAAACAAUUAGCAAUAAUGGUCAACAUGUAACCAAAAUUUUAUCAAGGAAUUCGAUACAGUCAUCAUCUAGUUUUACACCCAAAUCAAUUGCAUCAUCAGCUCAUCACACCUCGUACGCACUUCAGCAGCAUCAUGUCGUUAAUGGAACUGCUUCCUUGACAAAUAAUGUCAACAAUAGCAAUAACAAUUCAAAUGGAAAUCAUAACGCCAGCUUGGUUAACAACUCUGGCAAUUCCGCUAAUUCAGUUACUGUAUUCACUGCAAGUGGCUUGUCUUCCUUAAACAACAGUUCAUCUUCCGGUAGCGCAAACUCAAAUAUAAUUGCAGUUAAGCCACUUCAACAAAAAAUUAAAGCAACUGUAGUUGAAUCAGAAUUCCCUAAGCCAGCUUACUCGUACUCCUGCCUAAUUGCAAUGGCCCUUAAGAAUUCUCGACGUGGGUCUUUACCAGUUUCCGAAAUUUAUAGUUUUAUGUGCGAACAUUUUCCCUAUUUCAAAACAGCACCAAGUGGCUGGAAGAAUAGUGUUCGACACAAUCUUUCUCUCAACAAAUGUUUCGAAAAAAUCGAAAAGCCGCCAACAAAUGGCAAUCAGCGAAAAGGUUGUCUUUGGGCAAUGAAUCCGGAACGCAUUGCUAAAAUGGACGAAGAAGUGCAGAAGUGGUCACGCAAAGAUCCCAUGGCCAUACGGAAUGCUAUGGUUUGUCCAGAUAACCUGGAAGCUCUGGAGCGGGGUGAAAUGAAGCACGGCAGUAGUGGUGAUUCUGAUGUCGAAAUGGACAGUCAGUCGGAAAUAGAAGAGGCAUCCGAUAUGGAGGAACAGGAAUUGGAUGAAACUCUAGUCGACAAUUUGCUUGUAGAAGAGGAUGUAGACGAAGAUAUAAUCAACGGCACUUCUUCACAUGUUGUGGACGACAACGAAGACAACGAUAGUUGCGACAGAAAGAAUUUGCACACUACUAUAAGUUCACCUCUUACAAUAUCAACGAAGACAACAACAACGAGCAAUACCCCCGCCACUUGUAUUCCAACGAACAUCCAUCGGGAUUUCGAUAUUGAGGUGGAAGAUAUUUAUGAUGCCAUCGAUAUCGACGAUGAUAAGGAAGCCGUGAGAAUGGCUAUAAGUCAGUCUGACAUUAUUGAAUUGAGUCCGGCCGAUUACAACAUUUCGGGUGAGAGCCAUCAAUCGCCGAAAAGAGCUCGACUAAAUGUUAACUACUCUAUUGGUCCAGCUGGUGAAAUCGAAAAGCAAUUUCAAAGUCACAAUCAACAACAGCAGCUGCAAAUUCAAAACAUUAAGAAAAUAGUCAAAGUUCAAAAUGUUCAUGAUCUGCAGCAAAUCCAACAACAAUUGCAGCAACAGCACCAACAGAUUGUCGUGCAAACAAUUACGACAAACAACAAUUCAAGUCAACAAACACUACAUCAACAGCAAGGAAACACACAUUUUACUCACAUUGGUCGAAAAAUGCAAUUGGUGAACCGAAUUUCAUAAAUGUAUUUCCCCAAAAAUGAAAAUAUAUUUUUUGAUCCUUAAAAAUGUGUUGCGAUUCGUUAAAAACAAAGUUUUUGUUAACAAUUGCAAGUUCAUGUUCAUACAUUUCAUAGUGUUAAUGCAAAAAGAAAAAAAUUCCAUGUAUACAAUAAUUUGUUUUUUAAUACUUUAUUGCUCUACAAAAUACGCUUAAUUUUACUUUAAGUUUUUUCUUGUAAUUAAAAAAAUAGGAAUUCUAAUUUAUUCAUAUGUAUUUCUAAAAUUUUUUACAUAUUUUAAGUACUAAUUAAAACCAAUAUGUCACAAACAAUCCCCCUUCCUAUCGCCACAAUGUUGUACUAAUCAAAAAAGCUCGUUAUCAUAAUAAUGGAUACUGGUUUAGUUUUUAUUCAAUAGAGGAACCAAUCAUUAUUUGUUCUUUUUUAAAUUCAAAUAAUACGUUUUUUAAUUAAAACUUAAAACUUUGAACUUACGCCUAUUUGAAAAUAAUUCUAUGAUUUACAGAGUUAUCUGGAAUGCAAAACUAUUACAACAUUUUCCUUUUCUGAAAACAUUUCUUAAAUCAUGCGAUAGUAGUGUUUAUUUAUACUUUUGUUUUGCAAUAUCUAUCACAUUGUAUUCUUUAGAUUUAAAAUCUCUUGUUAGAAUUUGCAUGUUUUGCAUUUCAGUUAACGAUUAACGUACAUAAAAACGUAGGUAUGUAUGUCGUUAUUUAAUGAAUUUAUUAAAAUAUAUUUUUAAUACAUUGUUUUAAAGCAUUUUUACAACAUAAAGCGAUGUUGCGAUGGAAAUUCUAUAUUGAAAAAAUAUUCUUGUUUUUGGCCCUUUUAUUUUUAAUAUUGAAGAUAAUUAAUUUUAUUACAGAAAUUUCGUUUUACAUUUUUUAUUACAAAUUUAAGAUUUUAGUUUUAUGUACAAAUAAUUAAUAUUAUUUUGGUUACAUUCACAAAUUCUAGCAAAAAUAAUAUCUUAAUAUUUAAUAAUUGUAAGUAAUAUAAUUAUUGAUAUUUUUUGUUGAAUGGUAUAGUUUUAAUUUAAAUACUACACAGAGAACAUGUUCCAAAAAUGUUGUUUAAUUUAAAAUAAUUAUUCAUUUUAAAGAAAUAUGUAUGUAUAUACUUUCUAUGUAUAGUUCUGAUCCAUUACUAGUCAGAACAGGGAAAUGUUCAAGCAGAACACUAAAAGUAUUAAAAUUUAAGCACCGAAACUAUUUACUGUAAAAACUUUAUAUCUGUCAAGUACUGGCACAAAACUAUACAUACAUACAAUUUUAUAAACUUUGUAAAAUAUAAAAGUUUAAUACAACAAAACAUAUAAAAAAAAUCAUAAAUACAUAUUUCUGCUUUUUCACAUUCAUGACAAUUUUAUUAACUUUUGCAAUAAAAGUUUUUUUUUUUUUUUGAUUUACGUUUAUUAUUUAUAAUUUAGAAAUGUGUUGAUCUCACGUAUACAUACAUACAUACAUGCAUUAUAAUACAUAUGAAUAAAACAUUCCUUUUGUUCUUAAUAUAAUAUAAUAUCAUCUGCUAAAGGUCAACCAAAAAACCUUUUUCUUCAAUGGAUUUUACUACAUUUUUAACCGUUGCAGUAUUUACUAACAACAAACAAAAUUAUGAUGCAUUCUAAAACGAUAAAACCGAUACUAACUUCAAAAGUUAAUUAGCGGUAAUUGUACAUAUGUACAAUGUACAUAAGACAUAUACACCAACGUAAUUAUGUUCAUACAUGCAUACAUAUGUACGUAUGUAUGUAGUAUAAAUUUUUUAUAGACCAGGCUGACUGACGACCAAUAAACAACUUUAUAAUCAAAUGCGUGUUCAAUAAGCUUUUGCUUGAAUUCAAAUCUUACAUCCUUUUUGAUUGACAUGCAAUAGAGUACAAACAUUUAAACGAAUAUUAACCAUUUUUUAUACACACAUAUACAUAUAUUUACAUUUUAAAUUAGCCACUAUAAAUACGUAUAUUAAAAACUAAAAAAAAGUAAUUUAAUCCUAUUUUUGUAUGUACAUAUACUUAUGCU